This is a messenger RNA of Trichoplax adhaerens, 2091 nucleotides long. RefSeq lists its product as uncharacterized. The record is from RefSeq and is a predicted model, not a curated record. The coding region runs from base 1 to 2091 and encodes 696 amino acids. Lineage: Eukaryota; Metazoa; Placozoa; Uniplacotomia; Trichoplacea; Trichoplacidae. The transcript has 23 exons.
AUGGUAACCAGCUCUGCAAAUGUUAUGGCUUGUAAUAAUUUGUCUGUUUCUCAAUUAACUACGGAGUUGAAGUCUACAGUAGAUGGGCGUAAUAGAAGUGAAAGUAUAGCUUACCGUAAUGUUCGAACACGAAAUGUACCUACAGAUCCUCGCAUUGCCUUAGGCUACACAUCAAGUAAUUCCGUUCAUCCCAAAAAUACAUCAGACUCUAGUAAUCCAUUCACUGCCAAAAGCGCUGCAGCAGGCAAUAAUUCCGCUCAUCUUGCUAAAACUACAAAUACACAAGUUAGCAAUAUUCAGCCAACCUCUAGAUCGAAGCUAUGCAGCAACGAUGAAAAGUAUAAAUUACCGAAUUUAACUAAGGUACAGUUUGACGCUGCAGUUCAUGAUGAUCAAGUGGGAGAUCAGAAUCAAGAGCCUAAAAAAGAGAUUCCAACUAAACUCUCAGAUGAAGAGGACUGUUUAUAUAUAAAGACAGUAAAUCUGGGAAUUAAUAAUAAAAUAUUUACUGGCAGUCAUCAUCAAAGUCAUAGCACAAAGCUUCAUGAAUCGACAGGUUAUAUGGGUUAUCAAAGAGAAGAUAUUAAUAAUAAUAAAACACGCAUACCCUUUAUUAACGAUGAAGACUCCAUGAGCUUUAAUCGUAACUCUAGUAGUCGACAAUAUAGGAAUGAUUUGCGAUCGGCAAGUAUAGCCGAUGUGACUCAAGAUUGUAACGACAGAGCAGCCAGUAAGCUAUCUUCUGAAAAUACGCCAAUCUUGGCUGAGAAUGAUAAAAUAUCUGAUAUUCAUCAUAGUGAUCUCUGCUUUGCAAAAGCGGAAAUAUGUAGUGAAAUUACUAAUCCUAUCGUAUCAGGAAGCAACAAAUCUGAAUUGAAAAUCGAUACUUUGGAUAAUAAGCAGGAAAAUAAUUCGGGAGACAAGAAUUUACGGAAAAAAGUGAUUUUACCACUAAAGCAGCUGCGUUUUGGUGAUAAAGGAGAUAAUUCAAGUAGCUACGAUCAAGACUCUACAAAUAAUGAAGUCGAAAUACAGCAAGAUAGAGAUGACGGAACUUCUUCACUUACUGGUAUAUUCUUAUGUAUCAAAAUGGAUCAGUCCUGCAAUUAUAUAACUGGAUGCAAUGAAAACAUUUAUCUUUUCUUAAUAGUUCCAAGUUCAAACGACCAGGGUGAAAACAUAACUAGUGAGCCAUCUCGUCCGGUGUUCGAAAAAUCGGAGCUUUCAGAUGCAGCUGCAAUAGAGGGUAUGGAGGAAAAACUUGAAAAGGAGGGCCAAGUAUUAGGAAUUACGAAUACGUCGGAAAAGUCUGUAAUCCUGGAGGAUAGGCUAGAAAUUUCAGAUAAUACUAUAAUGGAUGCAGUUCGGAGUGAAAUGGGCAAAUCUGAUAAUUCUUUCAAGGCUGAAAAUAAAUUAGGGGUUACAGAAGAAGAGAAUCAUGAUCAGCAUAUAGACAAUAAAAAAGUUCAAAGCGAAGGUAUAGAUCAGAUAGAGAUGCGAACAUCCAACAAUUCUUGUGAUGCUUAUCAUGGACCAAACAUUACAGAGUCUGGUCUCAGGGAAAAGAAUAACGAAGAAUUUAAAUUAACAGAUGAAUUUGGAUGCUCAGAAAUAACGCAAGAGAACAGCCGCGCUGGUAAAAUGAACAGAUAUGUUCUAGGAAAGGGGCAUGAAGAUCGUAUUACCAGUACAAUAUUAGAAGAGAAAAGAAUAGAAAUAGAAACUUCUACCGAAACUGUCAUUAAUGAUAUUAAAAUUAUCAAGAAAGAACCUGAAGAUUUAAAUUCAAAAUUUACGAAAAACGAAAGCUUAAGAAUAGAAUUAAAUAUAAAUAAUUCUACAUCUUCUACUGCGAGUAACGAACUUGAGCUUAAAAUUAGCAAUAAACCUAAAUGGAAUGAACAAAAGUAUGCUUCACCAACUGCAAAUGCACAAAAAUUACCUAAACAAGAAGAAAAUUUAUACGAAAGACAGAGUGAUCGCGAUGAAUCCCCAAUACAUCCAAAUAUCGCAAAUUCUGGUGAAGUCUUAGAAUUUAAUGAUGUGCAUAUGCUCAAAAAAUUAAUUCAUAUGUUUGUCAACUCUAUUUGA